Drosophila elegans is the source of this 2340-nucleotide messenger RNA. RefSeq lists its product as uncharacterized. The record is from RefSeq and is a predicted model, not a curated record. Bases 148 to 2226 code for a protein of 692 amino acids. NCBI's taxonomy places the organism in Eukaryota, Metazoa, Arthropoda, Insecta, Diptera, Drosophilidae. Gene Ontology annotation, molecular function: protein binding. The transcript has 3 exons.
UGUUAUUUAUAAAUCUUACCAUUCUCAAGACCCGAUCAAACCCGUUGGAUCCACUGGCGUAUUCCGACAUAUUUUUUACGAAGUCCAUUCCCAGUUUUUUGGUCGCCAUUGCGGUGGAUUUUGUAUUUCCGAACUGAGCACAGCAAAAUGACAAAAGUUACUGAGGGAGAAGUUUCGGACGGCGGCCAAGAUGUCGGGAAAUCUAAUCUGGAGUAUGCCAUCCUGGCCAAAGGAUACGUACGUCAGGAUUCGAUUCCUGAUUUUGUGGCCAGUUACUCGGAGGGAGAAUUUAUAGCUCUAAGUGGUUCCAAAUCCGAAGUGGUCACCUUGGAGUUGAGCAACAAAUUCAUGGUCCUGGAUCCGUUCCCAUAUUUGGUGGCCCAUUUGGAGUGCAAUGCCUCGGAACCGCGACCCUUGGACGCUUUGGCCAGCAAAGUGAAUCUGGAGGCCAUAUACGAUAGCUGUGAUGUCCUGGAGGCACAACAUCUGGCCCUCGAUCCAGCUUACACGGCUGUUUGCUCUGUUUCUGUGCCAGCAACGAGAUUAGUAGCUGUCAAAAGGGCACACAAGUUGCUACCAAAUGGAAAUUUUCUUUUGGCAUCCCUCAACUCCUAUGGUUUCCUUACCCUAAUGAGCAAACCAGCGGAGUAUAGCCGCUGGAAUCGACUGGAGGAUCUCAAUGUGGCUGCCAUCUUAAGAGACACUCUGCUACCCGAAAAAGAAAUCUCCAAGAUAACGAGUUUCAAGAAGUAUCAGGCUUUCAUUGAUUGCGCCUGGAUCACAACGUUUGCUUGGCUAACAGAUGAAUCGGAUAAUCAUAUUUUGAUACUGGGAACAGCCUCUGGAAGUUUGUGGUUACUCAAAUUAAGUAUAGAUGCAAAAACCAUCAUGAGUCAUCAAGAAAUAUGCACAUCACUUGGUCGCAUUUGCUAUAUUGAUGCUUUUCAGCAGCUUUUACUAGUAGGAGAUAUUAAUGGACUCAUUCAUCUGUACCAAUUUGAUGCUCUAAGUGCCCCAAAUCUAGUCUUAAAGAAGGUUUUAUGGGAGAAAACGGAUCGCAUGGGUCUGCAAAUGGCUGUGAUUACUCGAUGUCCCUUGAAGGAUUGCUACUAUAUAACCUGCUGCAAGGCUUCGCAUUUGCUGACCUGGAGCAUGCCAAGAUCGGAGGAGCAAGAGUUCCUGGAGACAAGACUCUAUGUUGGAGGAAUAAAGAUCACAGGUUUGUGCAGCCUGGAUAAUACUACCUAUGUAGUGGGAACUGCAGACAGUCAAUUGCUACGAAUUCAUAUUAUACACCAAAACAACCAGCUCAGCCUGCAGAUGCAAUCAAUAGCCAUGGAUGUGCUAAAGGAUUUCCCAGUGAUAGGACUCUGCGCCAGCAGGCACAAGAACCUAAUGACCAUGUUCAUCUACCGCAACAAGGAAUAUUUAACUCAAACUGUAGAGCAAAGGAAGCAAUUGGACAUACAAGUGGUCAGGGUGGGGCAUCAAGAUGCACUAGCUCAGCUUAGCAGCCAUUUGGAUUUGAACAAGCCCAUCAAUUACUACACCGAUUUCUUAGCUGACCUUCGCCUUGAUGUCUUUGUCGAGGAAAAUUUGCAGAGAUACAUAGACUUUUGUCCUCUGGAAAGCUUUGAUUUUUCAGAGAUUGCCACUGAAACGCAACUACAGCAGCUGCAAAUCAAAUUCCAUGUCCUGCAAUCCGUUCUCCGCCUGCAAUCGAGUCUCCUUCAGCUGACAGUUCAUGUAAAACAAUCCCAGGAUGAAAUGCAGCUACUGCUGGCCAUGCUUUCCAUCACACACAUAAGACUGAGACUUCAGUUUAUGGGUUCACAGAGUCAGAAAACAGCUUUCCAGGAGCAGACCAUAAAGUGCAUGUUUGAGCAGACACAACGACUGAUGAAUAAACUUAAGACUGACUUCACCGAUGAGCAUCCUCUGGCAUCAACCACAAUGGCUUUUCUUGAGCAAAUGGCUAAGCAUUUGCAUGUUUUGCAUAAUAAACUGGGUAAUUCUGUGAUAGCUGAACCGUUGGAGGCGCCACUUUUACGCUGCAGUGUGUCCUUUGUGGAGAUCUGUCCCAGCUUGGAACGUCGAUACUGCAGCCUUUGCGAACGCCCUAUUCUCUUUGAGCUGGAAAACCUGCAGGAACUCUACGAUCCUGGUAGAGUACUAACAUGUCCCACAUGCCAUGGAAGCUUUACCGUGGAAUUGUUAAAUGCAUAAACGUUAAAUUUAUUUUCAACCUAAACUACAAAGUAUUUUCGUGUGUGUCCACCUCUAAAAACAGAGCAAGUGAAUCUGAAGAAAACAGAAGACUUGACUUACUCGGCCAAAAGA